This is a messenger RNA of Cutaneotrichosporon cavernicola, 1218 nucleotides long. RefSeq lists its product as uncharacterized. Gene Ontology annotation, molecular function: ubiquitin-like protein ligase binding; protein tag activity. The coding region runs from base 1 to 1218 and encodes 405 amino acids. The record is from RefSeq and is a predicted model, not a curated record. The transcript has 6 exons. Lineage: Eukaryota; Fungi; Basidiomycota; Tremellomycetes; Trichosporonales; Trichosporonaceae. Gene Ontology annotation, biological process: protein sumoylation. Gene Ontology annotation, cellular component: septin ring; nucleus.
AUGGAAGAAUCGAUGAGAGCGAAGCGCCUCACCCCAGACGUUGAGGUUAUUUCGUCGGGCGAGUCCGACCGCGAUUCCGACGUCGAGUUCUUUACACAUAAGCAUGUAAAGCGGGUGUCCAAGAAGCGCCCGCGUAAGCGACCUGAACCCACGACAUCGCAACUCUCCGCCGCCUCGUGCGACAUAUCUGACCCCGAGGAAGGCAGCAACGCGGAGCGGCAGCGGCGGCGGAAGGCCAAGGCUCGCGCGAAGCCACCGUCCCUCCCAGAGUGGACGCGCUCCCGUCCCAGUCAGGAGCGCGGUCGAUCAAGGGCGGUCGAGCGCGAGAGGUCGGCAUCCAUAACGCUCGUUUCUGAUGGGGACACACCCAAGGCGGACAAGGGCAAGGGGCGAGCAACGGACAAGGCGAAACGCCGGCGGGUCGAGCUUACCCCACCGCCAGUCCUGGCCGAGGAAGAGUUAGCGGACAUCGAGCGGCAGUCGCGUCUUCUCGAAGAAGCUGGGGUUGUCAUUAACGACGUGGACGAUGUGGUUGAGGUCGGCUCGCCGUCCCCGGUUCGCGACCGUAGCGGUCCACAAGUCCAGAUCACGGUACAGAUGGUGGUGGACCCGGACAAGCGCCAGCCUGGUCGCGAACAGGCUGUGGCUGCUUACGAGAAGAGGCGCAUCUUUCAUGUGUUCGAAACGGACCCUCUGUCGGACCUUUUACACGCACUCGCUACACGCGUCCAGGUCCCCGUAGACCAACUCAUCCUCGUGUACGAGGGUCAACGAAUCUUCUUGUCGGAGAAGACGCCCAAGCAGCUCGGCAUUAAGUUCACAGAGGGCUAUGAACUGCCCGUCUACGAGAAGGUCCAGCAGGCGGAGCGUAAGGCCCGCCUCGCACUGUUUGGCGACAACCCACGUCGGACUGAUAAAGACCUGGACGAGGGCGAGCCGUCGCGGCGCUCACCUUCACCGCUGCGCGCCCCGUUACCGCCAGCCGUCCAGAAAGUCAAGCUGCACCUCCGCGGCCCUAAAGGAGAGCUGCACUUCUCGGCGGCGCCGACUACGCUGGUCUCUACAAUCCUGAAGUUUUAUUGUAACAAACAGGGGGUCGACGCGUCUGAGGCCCAUCGCUUUAGACUGGAGUUCGAUGGCGAACACUUUGAAGGCAACUCAACAGUCGGGGACAUGGACGUGGAAAGCGGUGACCUCAUCGAUGUCUCGUAUCGGUGA